Molecule: messenger RNA, 627 nt
Organism: Penicillium taxi
Lineage: Eukaryota; Fungi; Ascomycota; Eurotiomycetes; Eurotiales; Aspergillaceae
Product: flavin-linked sulfhydryl oxidase
Exons: 2
Coding region: 1-627 (208 amino acids)
Cellular component (GO): mitochondrion
Molecular function (GO): flavin-dependent sulfhydryl oxidase activity; flavin adenine dinucleotide binding
Source: RefSeq, a predicted model, not a curated record
AUGGCUGAUGUUUCGCCAGAGAAACAAUUCGAAGGCGCUGCUCAAGUGUUCAAGCAGCCCAAGAAUUCACAAGACGGCGACUCAAAACCUCUACCUAAGGGCGUCGUUCUGGACAAAGAUGGCAAGCCAUGUCGGACCUGUACCUCCGUCGCCUCAUGGCGCGCCUUGACCAAACAAGCACAAGCCAAACCCGACACCGCAAGCUCUUCGACAUCCACAAAGGCCACACUCGCCACAGCUGCCCUCGCUGCUUCCACCACAGAAAGCACAGCUCCAGAAUGCCCACCAGAUGUUGAAGCUCUAGGCCGCUCAACGUGGACACUACUCCAUUCAAUGGCAGCCACUUAUCCCGAGACAGCAAACACGCAGCAACAGAAGGACAUGCAAGGAUUUCUGUCUCUGUUUUCAAAGCUGUAUCCGUGCUGGGUAUGUGCGGAUGAUUUCAAGUCUUGGAUGGCUCAUCCUAGUGGAAAAAAUCAGCCCAAGUUGAAGGGUCGUGCGGAGUUUGGGUGGUGGAUGUGUGAAGCGCAUAAUGAAGUUAAUCGGAAAUUGGGCAAGAAGGAGUUUGAUUGUCGGUUUUGGGAGGAGAGGUGGCGGACUGGAUGGAAGGAUGGUCGGUGUGAUUAG